Messenger RNA from Thrips palmi, 3562 nucleotides. RefSeq names its product DDB1- and CUL4-associated factor 11. Gene Ontology annotation, cellular component: Cul4-RING E3 ubiquitin ligase complex. Bases 742 to 2601 code for a protein of 619 amino acids. Gene Ontology annotation, biological process: proteasome-mediated ubiquitin-dependent protein catabolic process. The transcript has 11 exons. Lineage: Eukaryota; Metazoa; Arthropoda; Insecta; Thysanoptera; Thripidae. Gene Ontology annotation, molecular function: protein binding. The record is from RefSeq and is a predicted model, not a curated record.
UUCUGUGUAGCUCUCAAAAGGAACUAUGAUAUCGUUAUAGAUCGACUGCAGUCUUGGUGAGAAUUUGUCACCCCGUGUCAUGCAACUACGAUCAAGAAAUACUCUUCGCGAAAAGCGAGGCUUAUAUGCUUGUUUCGUUUGAACACAUUUUCAAAAAAAAACGCGCUAAUAACAGGAAGGUGCAACACACGUUGAUUCGUAAAAUCUUCUCUUAGAGGUAAUCUGUUAGUUACAUUUCACGACUUAUCAGCGAGAGAACAAUUAAAAUGUCUUUUCCCUAGAGCCUUACUGGUGAAAAGAAAGUCUAAAACUAACGAAUCAGCUGUGGUUCCAAUCAGUGGUCGUGAGCGUACGUUGGCAGCUCCGUCGGAAACAACAACACUAGCAAACAGAUGUUUUUUUUGGGACGUCAAGUUGUCAGCAAAAUAACGUCUGCUAUUUGUUAUCAAACUGAACUCGUUCAAUGUCGUCGGUCCCCGUUUGAAGCUAGGUGACUUUUUCCACGCCUUGUCCUGCAAGUGUCGUCCUUCAGCGGAGCGGAGAGUCGGUGUGAAGUGUGAAUUGGCCGCGUCUCGCACAUGCGCACAUACAGGCCAGUCGGAUCCGUGCGUAUCGUGCCGUGCACCCUCGAGACUCAAGCGCAGCGCCCAUUAUCUGUUGUGCAACGCGACGCGCCGCCGUUGUUGUGCGUUGUGCCGCAGCGCAGAGUAAGGACCCUCGGGCUCGGCGCGAGCGCCCCGCAUGGGGACGUCAAACUCGCAGCCGCAGCACAGCAUGGACGGAGACAGCUCUUCCUCCAGCGGCCCGCUGAGCGCUGACGGCGGCUCCAACUCCAACGCCAACUCGUCCAGCCAGUCGCAGUCGCAGUCCCAGUCCAGCCGCUCCGAGCGCCUGGGCCGCAGUCUGCGCAGCCUGGUGGAGGGCUACAGCACCCCGCGGCCCUUGCAGCCCCUGCAGCCACUCAUUGACAUGAUGAUGCUGUCCGCGGCCCGCGAGACUGACCGUGCCCACUUCGUUGUCAGGAGGAGGGGGCGAAGGCUUUUGCUUGGUGAUGACGAAGAUGAUGAUGAUGACGAUGAUGAUGACGACGACGAUGAUGAUUAUGAUGAAGAUGAUGAUGAAUUUGAAGAGGAAUUCUCUAAAAUUAAAAGUAUUAAUAAUCCAGAGACCAAAGUUUUGGACGAAAGUGAGUUUAGUCUGAUGACUAAAAUGAACUGUGGGCUCAAGGCCGAAAGAUAUUCCCAGCAUGAUAAACCCCCAUCUGUUAUGAAGAUGAUUGCCCAACGAGAGGAGGGGAUGCGAGGUGGGUCAGGAUUCACAUCUCAUGACUUUUCUACUGCUAUACACCAAUUCCUUCCAAAUGAUAUGACUGUGGAGGACAGGUAUCACCAUAAAGCAUUUUGUGGGACAUACUCACAGGAUGGCAACUGGUUUUUGACUGCAUGUCAAGAUCGUAAAUUACGUUUAUAUCGUACGUCUGGUAAAAAAUUCACUUUACUCCGCAAGAUUUCUGCACGUGAUGUUGGCUGGAGUAUAUUAGACACUGCUUUUAGUCCUGAUGGCAGUAGUUGUGUCUAUUCUAGCUGGUCAGAUAGUGUAUACCAUGUCCGACUAUUUGGUGAUUCAGAGUCUCAAGAUGCCCUACAACUUAACCCAGACUUGAGCAGGUUCUGCGUGUUUUCAUUGGUCUUCUCUCAAGACGGACAAGAAAUUCUCUGUGGAGCAAAUGAGGGUACCUUGUAUAUAUAUGACAGGUUUUCAAAUCAACGGAUCCUUAAAAUUGAUGGUCAUUAUGGUGAUGUGAACACAGUAGCUUAUGCAGACAAUACAUCUCAUAUCCUGUACAGUGGAAGUGAUGAUGGUCUCUGUAAGGUGUGGGACAGGCGUACCCUUUCAGAAACCGAUCCCAAGCCUGUAGGAAUCUUGGCUGGACACAUGGAUGGUAUCACCUACAUUGAACCUAGAGGAGAUGGCAGGCAUUUUCUUUCCAAUAGCAAAGAUCAGACUAUCAAGUUAUGGGAUGUGAGAUCAUUUUCGAGUGAGGAUGGUCAAGAAGAAACAAGAAAGGCAGUUGGAAGUAAUCAUUGGGACUACCGAUGGCAGAAGGUGCCUGCCAAGUUUAGAAAUCCUCCACCAAAACUGAAAGGUGAUACGUCUGUGAUGACAUACAGAGGACACUCUGUACUGCAGACUCUCAUUAGGUGUCAUUUCUCACCAAUUGCCUCUACUGGUCAACGGUAUAUUUACACUGGCUGUGCUCAAGGCAGAAUCUUCAUCUUUGAUGCAUUAACGGGUCAACCUGCAAAAAUUUUGUUUGGUCACAAAGCAUGUGUGAGAGAUGUGUCAUGGCACCCAUACAAACCAGAAAUAACAAGCACCUCAUGGGACACAAUUGUAGCUCGGUGGCACCACAGAGGUUGGUACGAAGGAGACGAUGAUGAUGAUUAUGAUGAUGAGGAUAGUCUUCGUGUAAUGGAGUCCUCUGAUAGUUCUGGUGGAUCACAAUCAAUGUGGGUCAGAAGAAACCCAAGGAGAGAGGAAGGGGAAAGGAGAUGCACUGCACGUCUGAAAAGAAGAAGGGACAACCGUGGGGAUAACUAACUAUCUCUAGUUCCAUCACAAUUUUAAUGCUAUGAAAAUCUUUUUGACUGUUUGUAGUGGCAACUAAAUACUUCCUGUGAUUUGAUGUUUUAGAUGUCUUUUAUCAUUGUUCAUGAUGGGGAAAGAAAAUCAGUUUCAUUUCCACAUCUAAGGUUUGUCAUGUCAAAGUCAGGGCUAUGGGAUAUAGUUAAUAUAUCAGUUACACAGGGCCAUUUUGUUUCACUAGUUUUCAUAUGAUACCCUCUAAGAAAAACUUGUACCGAAGGAUUAUAAUUUUUGUAAUUGUUUUUCUGGAUGACAUGUGUCAAUGCUGAAGUAGUCAACAAAUUAUUUUUUACGUUGGUUAUUGUUUUACCUUAUAUCUUUGUUAUUUUGGCCUGUUGAGAAUUGAUUCAUUGUUGGUAUACUUAUUGUUGUUUAUUUCUAGUUAUAAGAAUUAAUUCCAUUAAUGUUUGGGGUUGAUAUGUGAGAUUGUUGCAUCUUUGAAGAGGUCCUACGUCAUGGGCUGUCUUCGUUCUUCCUCUCAAAACACCCAUGAUCAUGACAUUUAAUUGUCAAAAUUUAGACCAAAAAAGAAAGGAAGGAGCGCCGGUGUUCUUUGGAUCUCCAUGAAAAUUACCUACCCUUAUUGUUUUAUAAAUUGGUUUUUAAAAACGAUGUUACUUUUGACUUUGCCCAGUAAGUUGAUCAAGGUUAAGAUAAAAUAGGUACUGAAAGAAGGAUUGAGAGAAGAGUACAAAAAGACUUGCUCAAUGCAUUAUCCAUGCCAGUACAUAAGCUUGGCUAGUGACUGGGAAAAUCUUUGAAUUAUGAAGAAAGAAAAGUUAAUUUCAUUUUCAUUUGGUCUAGCUAUCAGAAAGCAUUAUUUUUGUAUAUUGAUCUCUUAGGUAACUAAUUUUUCUUGUCAUGUAAAUUAUUGUGGGACCCUUUCAUCACACAUUAAAGCAAUUGUUUCUUUCAA